Gregarina niphandrodes is the source of this 780-nucleotide messenger RNA. Its product is annotated as dolichol-phosphate mannosyltransferase. The transcript is spliced from 3 exons. The record is from RefSeq and is a predicted model, not a curated record. NCBI's taxonomy places the organism in Eukaryota, Apicomplexa, Conoidasida, Eugregarinorida, Gregarinidae. Gene Ontology annotation, cellular component: endoplasmic reticulum membrane. Gene Ontology annotation, biological process: protein O-linked glycosylation via mannose; GPI anchor biosynthetic process. Gene Ontology annotation, molecular function: dolichyl-phosphate beta-D-mannosyltransferase activity. Bases 1 to 780 code for a protein of 259 amino acids.
AUGAUACCUUCACCGCCUACUUACACAGUACUAGUAGCCACAUAUAAUGAAGCAGAGAAUUUACCCAUCCUAGUGGACCAAAUUGUCGAAGCAUUCAAAACAGCGCAAAUAAGCCGCACCAAACAAUCCGUCAACGUAACUAGGUUGUUUAGUCAGGAGCCUAGUUACGAAAUAUUGAUAGUGGAUGACAACUCUCCCGAUGGAACGGCCAAAGUGUUUGAAGAGCUUGAUAUCAAGGUAUUUCCCGAGGUGGAGAUGAGUAUUGUGAAGCGCUCCGGUAAAUUGGGUCUUGGAACAGCGUAUAUAGCGGGUUUGGAAAAGGUGCGUGGAAGCUUCGUUAUAAUACUGGAUGCAGACUUAUCGCAUCAGCCGCGGCACAUUGUGGAAAUGAUCAAGAAGCAGAAGGAAGGUGACUACGAUAUAGUUUCGGGUACGCGAUAUUCUAAUGGUGGAGGUGUUAUAGGCUGGCCACUGAAAAGACGACUUAUCUCAUGCCUCAGCAACCAACUGGUCGCCGCCUUAUUCUCUCCACCAGCCACGGAUGUUACCGGUAGCUUCAGACUUUAUCGAAGGGACGUACUUAAAAGGAUAUGCCAAGAAAUGAACAGCGUUGGAUAUUCUUUCCAAUGCGAGGCAAUCUUGAGAGCUACCAAAAUGCAAGCUAAAAUCGCCAACGUACCCAUCGAGUUUGUCGACAGAGUUUAUGGCGACUCAUGCUUCAACUUCAACGAGGCGCAAUCCUUUUUGGUCAACUUGGCUAAACUAGUGUGGACAUUGUGA